GUUUUGGUGUGGAUGAGAGACGAACGGACGCUCCUGUCUCUCUCAUGGCUGACUUGACCCAAAUUAAGCUCUAAAGGCAGGAACACUAAUAAUAGAAAACAACCCUGGCUUAGUUCUUCAUGUUCUUCAGACGCGGAGGUGAACACGAGAAGAGAAGAGAAAGGAAUAACUUUACACGUCAAGAAAUUAAAGUAAAAAAAUUAACACACGACUGAAAGAAGGAAAUAAAUAGUGUAUUAUAUAGUGAUAGAAAGAAAGAAUUUAUAUAGAAAUAAAUUAUAUAAACCUAAAAAAAGAAACAAUACGAUUUUUAUAUACAUGAAAUUGUUGAUGGAAGAAAAAUGUGUUUGAAAUAUAUUAACUAUUAACCCGAACUCUGAAAAGGGUAAUUAUUUGUGAACAGAUUCAGAUACUUUUUUGAGAGAAUUAGUUAGAAUUAGCGAGAAUUUGUUCCCCCGGUGUUAAAGGUUAUUUAAGAGUGAAUUUUAUUAUUAUAUAUAUGAGGCCUUAAAUUUUGCCUCGCUAAGAAACGUAGUAAUUUAUUUGGUAAACUUUGAAUAAUUAUAUAUAAAAAAGUGAAAUUGUAGAAGACUUGGUAUCAGUGAGAGGUCAGAUAAAAUACGUAAGUUUAUCUAUUAGUUUAGCAUCAAGUACUGAACGUGUAUCAAGUAUCAAGGAAGAAGAAAUAACAUCACUAAAUAUUCGACGUCUUUAUCAACAGCCUGAGGUAUUCGACGCCAUUACAUCAUCAGUUAUUAAACGAAGUCGACCACCAAAGCUCACUCGAUCGACACCAAGUAUCCUAUUGGUGUCUACUGUGAUGUGAGGUGACUUGGCCGACCUCCUGUGGCUGUAGACCUCGAUCUCCACUCUCCCGCUAUCCCUCCUGCAGACUCGUUGACGUUCUUCUCCUUUAGUCACGCCCACAGACGCCCAUUCCUGUCCUCGGCUAUUACUCCCCGUCCGUAAUUAUUCACGCCCACGCUUCCUUUCUCUCUCUUCCAUCUUUCUCCCCCCACACCUUCGCCAUUCCUUCCCUGUCACUCCCCCUCACUCUGGCCCACUCACCCACGCCCAGCAGGAUGAGCGUGGAGGUGGGCACACCCGGCACGCCCGCCGGUACGCCCACACAACCCCUCACCCACCACUUCCACUGCACGCCCGACCACGCCUCCACCGCCCUCCAGGCCAUGAACAAGCUCAGGAUGAACACCCAGCUGUGUGACAUUGAGCUGGUUGCUGGCGCCGUGUCCGUAUUCGCUCAUCGCGUGGUGCUGGCUGCGGCUUCGGCGUACUUCCAUGUAAUGUUCAACAGUGACCUGGUGGAGAAGUCCCAGGAGAAGGUGGCGCUGCAGGACCUGGACUCGACGGCCCUGGAGCUGUUGGUAGAGUACUCAUACACGGGAGAGAUCAUCAUUACUGAAGACAACGUGCAGGUGUUGCUCCCGGCGUCAAGUUUGCUGCAGAUGGUGAGCGUGAGGGAGGCGUGUUGCAAGUUCCUCAUGAGGCAACUCCACCCCUCAAACUGCCUCGGCAUCAGAAGUUUUGCAGAUGCCCACAGCUGCGGGGAAUUACACACUCGCUCCCACCGAUUCGCCCUCCAGAACUUCCCUGAAGUGUGUGGCACUGAGGAAUUCCUGUUGCUGCCAUUCAAACAGGUGGAGGAGUUGAUUGCAUCAGCACAGCUAAAUGUCCCAUGUGAAGAGAAAGUGUUCACUGCGGUCAUCUCCUGGGUCAAGCAUGACCUACCCGAGCGUGAAAAACUCGUGCCUGAGUUGCUGAAACAUGUACGCUUACCUCUACUGUCACGGGACUUCCUGACCUCCAAUGUGGAUGCCGAGCCACUGGUGCGUGAGAAUUCAUCAUGUCACCACCUGCUGUUAGAGGCACUCAAGUACCACCUCUUACCAGAACAGCGAGCCACCCUCACCUCACCUCGCACCCAAGAGAGGCAACCUGAGGGAGUCAAGCCCUACCUCUUUGCCUGUGCAGGUGGAGGCAGUCUCUUCGCCAUCCACAGUGAGGUAGAGUGUUACAACCCCCGCACCGACCGUUGGAUGCCCGUAGCCUCUAUGAAUUACAGAAGGUCACGAGCUGGGGUGACAUCCCUUGGGCGGUACCUGUAUGUCAUGGGUGGUUAUGAUGGGGCGUGUGACUUAUCCUCUGCAGAGAUGUACAACCCAGCCCUCAAUAAGUGGCUCAAUAUCACUUCCAUGGGUACCAAGAGGUCCUGCCUAGGUAUCGGUACCACCAACGGUCUCAUCUACUGUGUUGGAGGUUAUGAUGGGGCAUCAUGUCUGAGUAGUGUUGAGAGAUAUGACCCACUGACGGGAUGUUGGACUUCCUGCCCUGCCAUGGCCACACGUCGACGGUACUGUCGGGUUGCUUUACUAGAUAACUGCAUCUAUGCCUUGGGUGGCUUUGACUCCACUAACUACCAGUGCACAGUGGAAAGGCUGGACCCUCGAGUGGGCAAAUGGAUGUCUGUACCACCCAUGAUGAGCAGAAGAAGCAGUUGUGGGGCAGCUAUAUUAGGUGGAAUGCUAUACUGUAUAGGUGGGAAUGAUGGCACAAUGUGUAUGUCAUCAGCUGAGAGGUUUAACCCGAGGAGAAACACUUGGGAACCAAUCACAGCAAUGCAUUCUCGAAGAUCAACACAUGAGGUAGUGGAGAUUGAUGGGUUUUUGUAUGCAUUGGGAGGCAAUGAUGGUUCCUCAUCCCUCAACUCUAUGGAACGCUAUGACUCUAAACUCAACAAGUGGGUCCUGGUCACUUCCAUGCUUUCCAGACGAUCGUCGGUGGGGGCGGCAGUGCUGGAGUGCCACAUGCCAGAGAAUGACCUGGCAUCCACUGUGACUUUAUCCUUUUAUCCAUCCAGCUACCCGAGAAAAUGCUGUACAUAGGGGCUGAGGGUCCUCAGUUGGUGCUGCAGUGUUGGACUGUCUACAGUUAGAGAGGGGACUGACCAAGUCUACUUGACAGGUGGAUCGUUACCCAUCUCUCAUGUCUUAGGUCACCCUGGGUCAUCUGAAUCAUUCUGGACCAAAGAACCUAGUCAUUGACCCUUAGGAACAUAUAGAUCUCUGACCUCACUUAGGUCAUCGUCAAUAGACUUUUAGAUUAUCUUUGGAUAUACCCCUGUAAUAGUCUUCAGUGUGGGAACUUUACAAUCACUUGUCAAACUAGUCAUACAUAGAUUGAUUUUUUUACCAAAUGUGUCAUAUCAGCUACUAUACCUUGAGUACUGAUUAGUUAGUUAGUCACUUGUGUAUCACUAAUCAAGCUAGUCAUUUUCUAUAAGUACCUUGUACCUAGUCAGUUAUGCCUUCAUGAACAUCCACUUAGCUAAACAGUUAGUUGUGUAAUUGAUAGUCAAAUUAUCAAUGAAAAAGGCAACAUGCCAGACCAGUGGCUUUUCUUCAUAAUGCCUGAUCAAGCGAAUAUUUCUUUGAAUAAGAAUUGAAUCAAUUGCAAAUUUGUUAGAGUUUGAGAGUCAAAUGUCUAUCUCUUGAUCCACUUUUUGUAGAGAUUCAUCCAUACCGUUAAACUAUUGACUUUGUUGGUUAAUAUCCUAAUCAUGUCUUUCUCUGUAUAUUAAACACUUCGUUUCAAUGGUUAACAUCAUAAUCACAGGUUUCCCCGCACACUAAAAAGCACAUGUACUAAUGAAAAAUACUGGUUGCCCUCAUUUAUACCAAGAAUUGUAUCCCAAGAUAAGGCCAUUAUCAGCUAAAUCUGUAUGAACAAAUAAAGGUUGUGGUUACACAGCCAAAUUUGCAUACACUAAUAGCAUCUUAGUAAUUAAGUACAGUACUUUAAUGAAAAUUUGAUUUAAUUAACAUUAUAGAUCGGUAUACUGCACUCUACUCCUCAAUUCUUUUCAUCGUUUCUUGCAUGAUGGGAGGCUUAUGAUAGGCCGGUGCCAAUGGUUGCAUGAGGAGAAGGUAGUGUAAGGUUUUCAGGGUCAUCAUUGAGUAGUGGUAGAGUCACAAGUAGUGCUACUGCAAGCCAGAACCAUGGAACAAGCAGGUGUACUGGCAGGGAUACUAGAGGUGCUAGCACCACUGGCAUUUCAGGAAGAAGUCUCAAGAAACUGUGUUUAACCAUGCAUUCUUUCUCUACAAAGCUCAUUAUAGGCAGAAACACUUUAUCAUCCCUUCAUGGAUCACAUGAACAUUGAGCAUGAGGUAAUGAGCUAGCCUUUUCAUUGAAUACUAAUUCUGUUAUAUGGAAACUUCUUUGUGCUCUGGCACCUCCUCUUCCUCUAGUUGUGUCAGCUCUUAACAAAUCCUUAGGAGUCAAUUCUUCAGCAUACUUACAAGGGUAAAUGUUAUGUAGUACUUAAAUGCAGGAACUACAGGGGCCUGAAACUACAAGAAGUUUUAGAAAAAAAGUGACUGAUAAAUUGAUAAGGGAGAAAGUAGACAUGAAUGAAAUGUGGUUUGGAUUUAUGCCAGGUAGGGUAACAACAGAGACAAUAUUUUUGGACAGGCAGCUACAGGGAAGGAGAGAAAAUUUUAUUUCAUAUGCAGUAUGUAGACUUAGAAAAGGCAUUUGACAGGGUACCACAUGAAGUAGUAAAGAAGGCACUUAGAGAGUUAAGAGCUAAGAGUACAUAACCCUUUGAAGAGGUUAUGACAUUAUAUGAGUACUCAAAAACCUUGGUGAGAGUAAAUAAAUUAUGAGGAAUAGAUGGUGAAAUUAGGGGACCAUCAAUUGUGCUUUAUUCAGUGAAUCUGUCUUACACAAACAAAUGGUAGGAUUUUUACUCUGUAUUGAAUAACAUGAGGGUAUAAGGUGGGAAAAAGUGAGGUAGGAAGGGAGAGAGGUGGCGGUGAUAUGCAGCUUUAUAAGUACAAACCCUGGCCCAUUAUAAACAAUAUAUGGGCAGAAAAAUUAAGCAGCAUAUGUGUGUGUGUGUGUGAAGCUGGCUUAAAUGAGGGCACACAAUAACUUUCAGAACUUAUUAAGAGUGUUAUGCUAGUCACAGUUACCCAAAACAUAGGUUCAUUAUUUCAAACCUGUUAAUUUUGUGUUGAUAUAAAUCUUGUGUUUUGUACAUAAAAAGGGAUAAUCACUUUACUCAUGUUGUCGCUUAUAUCAUCUCAUUUAGAAGAUUAUAUGAGUUUUAUUUUUUAUUUAUCUUAUUUAUAUAUUUUUAUUUAUAUGUUAUUUGGUGGAAACAUGUAUAUUUUAUGUACAUAUAUUUAUAUUUAUUGCCUGUUAUCUGUAAAUGAUCUAGACGCCGAGUAAAAUGCCGGCGCUGUAUUGAAUAGUGUUACAUGAUGCAUAGUUUUAUUAUAUGUGCAUACAAACUCUAUUGCAAAUUAAAUAUCACAACUAUGAA
This is a messenger RNA of Homarus americanus (American lobster), 5347 nucleotides long. RefSeq names its product kelch-like protein 17. The transcript has 15 exons. The coding region runs from base 1083 to 2903 and encodes 606 amino acids. Gene Ontology annotation, molecular function: protein binding. The record is from RefSeq and is a predicted model, not a curated record. NCBI's taxonomy places the organism in Eukaryota, Metazoa, Arthropoda, Malacostraca, Decapoda, Nephropidae.